Molecule: messenger RNA, 1533 nt
Organism: Dacryopinax primogenitus
Lineage: Eukaryota; Fungi; Basidiomycota; Dacrymycetes; Dacrymycetales; Dacrymycetaceae
Product: MFS general substrate transporter
Exons: 18
Coding region: 1-1533 (510 amino acids)
Biological process (GO): transmembrane transport
Cellular component (GO): membrane
Molecular function (GO): transmembrane transporter activity
Source: RefSeq, a predicted model, not a curated record
AUGUCCUCCGCAGAUAGUGAUAUCUUGGCAGAAAAGCCCACGAAAAGGUCGCUGAAGAGCUACAUUUGGGAUACUUGGGACAAAUCACCAGAGGAGCGCAAGUUUCUGGGGAGGCUUGAUGCUUGUCUUCUCACCUACGCGGCGUUGUCCUACUUUAGCAAGUAUUUGGACCAGCAGAAUGUAACGAAUGCUUAUGUAUCGGGCAUGCAGACUGACCUUGGGCUGGGAGGGAAUCAGCUUAACUACAUCACUACCGCCUGGACAUGCGGAUAUGUUAUUGGACAGAUACCCUCCAAUAUGCUUAUUACUCGUUUACAACCCUCGAUAUGGAUACCUGCAAUGGAACUCAUUUGGAGCGUAUUGACAAUGCUGCUGGCCACGUCAAAGAACUUCACACAUCUCGUCGUAAUCAGAUUCUUCGUAGGUGUUGCUGAAUCAACCUUUUAUCCGGGCAUGCAGUAUGUCAUCGGAAGCUGGUACAAGCCUGAUGAGCUGGGAAAGCGAGCUUGCGUCUUCCAUACGACAAGUGCAAUUGGGCCCAUGUUUAGCGGUUUUCUGCAGGCCGGAGCAUACGCGGGGCUGAACAACAGAUACGGUAUCGCAGGUUGGAAAUGGUUGUUCAUCAUCGACGGCAUCAUUACCGUCCCCAUUGCCAUUCUCGGAUUCCUCAUCAUGCCCAAUUUGCCGCAUAAUACCAAACCCUCGCGCCUGUACACGGAAGAGCAGCUCGACAUGGCUCGGCGACGAAUGGCCGAGAUCGGGCGGAAGGCGCCAACCAAGUACACCUGGGAGAAGGUCAAGGGUUUCUUCAAGACCUGGCACUGGUAUACGCUCGUCCCUCUUUACGUGCUCUUCAACAAUGGGAGCAACCCCCAGAGUUCGAUGAUCUUCUGGCUGCAAUCGUUCAACACUCCUGGACAUACCGUCUUCACUGUAGCGCAGAUCAACGUCUACCCAUUAGGGAUGAACGCCAUCCAGGUCGUCACAACCCUCAUCUGGGCUUGGUGGUCGGAUGCGGUGCAGGCAAGAUGGCCGCCGAUGGUGUUUGCGGGCUUGUGGAGUGCGGUCACAUGCACUGUCCUCGCUACAACUAGCUUGUAUGGCAAUGUGCCUCUGCGUUGGACCUUUUACUACUUCACGCUUGUCUCGGGUGGCCUGUCUGGACUCAUCCUCGCAUGGGCAAACGAGCUUUGCGGGAACGACAGCGAAAAACGAUCCUUCGUCGUAGCGUGCUGCAAUACGUUUGCGUAUGUCUUCCAGGCGUGGCUGCCGAUUGUGCUUUUCCCGCAGGUUGAGCAACCGCGAGUGGAGAAAGGCACGAUCGCGACGAUCUUUAUCAACCUCGGGAUGAUUGGGUUCGCGCUUCUUACGUAUGCCUUACAGACCCGGGAUAGGCGACGUGCACGCCGACGCCGGAUGCAAGAAGAUGCCGCGGAUCGAACUGUGGAAGUUGACGUGCUGGACGAGGAGGAAUUAGACACCAAGGCGAAGGACGCCGAGCAGGCGAUCAUCAUCCAGGAGCUUCCUUCGUAG